UUGCACCAAAUCUAGUCUUGCUGCUGCCUGUCCGUUUCACUUCCUGGAGGCGACAUGGGAAGGUUGACUUUUUAUGUCCUUUGGUCCCUGCGUGAUGCCCCCCGCCAGUUCAUCAGCAAAUCCAAUGGAAGUUGCUUUCAAGUCCACAUCCCGCUGCCUCUCCCCAAACACCUGGUCAUCUUUGGUCUCGGAGAAUGGAAACACAGCGAGACUACAAUCUCAGUAGAUGUCCUGGUGAGUGCAGAAGUACCGGCCCAGAAAAUCGGGACUCUUUCAGCUCAAGUGAGGUGUUUGACCUGGGAGGGUGACUGGAGCACUGACAUCGUCACAGUGGCAGCAGAGAGAGGCAGGAGAGGAGUUUAUGGCAAGAUCAUUCUCACAGUGUGUGGAGAGACUUGUGACCAGCCACAAGAUGAAGCCGCUGUCAUCAGCAGGUCAACUCUGGUUCAAAGGGAAUGUCUGUUCCCAGAACAGCAGGAUGCCACUGAUCUCUCCUGCACGUUACACCAAAGCGCUGGAAAUGAAACAAUAACUCCCAACUCCUCACACUUGGGUGAUAGUGUUUGCGACGCUGACGUUCAAGUGAAUAGACUUGACACCAGCGAUUGUACGACUGGAAAGAAACCCCCAGUUUGGCCUACGGAUAAGACACCCAGACGGACUGUAAUUAGUAAGAGAGGCCGCCUGACAUGGAGCUCUGAGGACAUGGACAGUCUCACACAGGACAGAGACCAGGCUUCAACCCCCAAGAAAAUGAGGCUGUCCAGAAUGAACAGCAGAGAGGAAUUGACUGUGCAGAUAAAGAUGGAGAACAGAGUUUCAGUGUCUCCAUCAAAGCGCUGGAGCCAUACGAUGUGUCUGAGUGACCCUGACACCGCCAUCCUCAUUGGAGGGGAGACAGGCGAUCAAAACUACUGCAAGGACUCCCUGUGGAAGCUCGAGUUAGACAAUGACUUCUGGUUCCCCAUGAACUCCUCUGUCUCUGGACCUGGGCCACCAUGCGCCCGAGGACACUCUGCGACCUAUGACCCAGACUCUAAGUCCGUCUUUGUGUACGGUGGCCUGAGGGAGGGCCAGCGCUACAGCGAGCUGUACGUCCUAGAUACCCUGACCUGGAAGUGGAAGCUUAUUACGGCGAAAGGGAAUGUUCCACAUUUGGCAUAUCAUUCUGCUGCCUUUUACAAGAAAGAGCUUUUUGUCUUCGGUGGAGUUCAGCCAGGCCAUUCUUCGGUGGAUAAAUCCUGCAGUAAUGCUCUGUACAUCUUUAACCCAGAGUUUGAACUCUGGUACCAGCCGAUUGUGGAAGGGGACAAACCUCUGCCUCGCUUUGGACACUCGGCCACACUGAUGUCACAGAAAUUGAUAAUAUUUGGUGGACGGAAGACGGCUACUUACCUUAAUGACGUCCAUGUUCUGGAUCUGGGAUUCAUGGAAUACACAGCUGUGAAGUAUGGGAACAUGCCACCCCUGCCUCGAGGGUUUCAUGCAGCUCUACCAGUUUCAGACAACAGGAUUUUAGUCAGUGGAGGUUGCAGUGCUAUUGGAGCUCUGCAAGACGUACAUAUUUUCAAUACUGACACAAACCUGUGGAGCCCAGUGGUGUGUCCUAUGCUCUGCUCAAAGCCUCGUGCAGGACACAGCAUGAUAAACUUGGGCUGCUCCAUCCUGACGGAUGCAGAGAAGCAUGAAAAGGGUGAAAAUGUCCUCUGCACAUUGCUGGUGUUUGGUGGAUCAGACUGCUCCGGUACCUUCUACAACGACACGGUCAAGUGCACAGCGGAGAUUCCUCGGGACAAGCGAUGAGGAUUCAUCCAGGACAAUUGUUUUUAGCUUUUCUUUUUAAAAAGGGAGGAUUCUGUGAUCUGCCCUGACAGAAAAAUAACUGUAAAAGUCGUGAUGGUAGUUUGUCUUUUUAAUUUGUGCAUGAUGUAUUCUGCAGCUCAGACAUGCAUGGCUGCUUCCUUUUUAUUCCAAUCUUUUUAAUCAGUUACACUGGCAAGAGUUCAGAGGUUUUUCCACUUUGCAUAACAAAUCUCUGAUCACAUUAUUCUGUCCUCUUCCUUGUCCUACACAUGUCAGUAUUUAUUUGAGGGUAAAGCAAAUAUGUUCAUCAAAAAGCAAAUAAAUAUUUUUAAUUAAGUUUUCUUGUUAUUGAAAGUAACAACACUCAAACGUGGGAUCUUUUCCAAAGCGUUUUAUUUCAAAUGUACAAAGU
Cyclopterus lumpus (lumpfish) is the source of this 2215-nucleotide messenger RNA. RefSeq lists its product as uncharacterized. The transcript is spliced from 13 exons. Bases 55 to 1803 code for a protein of 582 amino acids. Gene Ontology annotation, molecular function: protein binding. Lineage: Eukaryota; Metazoa; Chordata; Actinopteri; Perciformes; Cyclopteridae. The record is from RefSeq and is a predicted model, not a curated record.